CGGAAGCUCGACACAGUUCUCGCUAGCUUCACUCCUAAGUGUAUCCGCUGGAGUUCCUGCGUCGGCAACACAGACUGAACAUUGAAAAAGGUCGUGCAGGGGAGAGAGCUGCUCGACUCCAUGUCCUGCGAACUAAUAUCGCCGUGAAUCUACAGCUCCAGCCCCCUCGACAUGGAGCCGGUGUUCGGCGGCAGCAGCGUCCUCGGAUGCGCGGCGGGCGUCGCGGCGGGCGUCGCGGCGGGCGGGCUCCUGCUCGCCGCCUACAAACUGGGCUUACUCUACCAGUUGUUCCACAAGACCGAAACACAGAGUCCGCGGCACGGCGGCGAGAGCGUGGCCGAGGUGCUGCGCGCCCACGGGAUCAAGUACGUGUUCACCCUGGUCGGCGGACACAUCUCGCCCAUCCUGGUGGCCUGCGAGAAGGUCGGCAUCCGCAUCGUGGACACCAGACACGAAGCCACCGCCGUCUUUGCCGCCGACGCCGUGGCGAGGCUGUCAGGCACUGUCGGUGUAGCAGCGGUCACCGCAGGCCCGGGCCUCACCAACACGGUGACGGCGGUGAAGAAUGCCCAGAUGGCUGAAUCUCCGUUGCUUCUGAUUGGAGGAGCUGCUGGGACGCUGCUGCAGGGCAGAGGAGCGCUGCAAGACAUCGACCAGAUGUCGCUGUUCAAGCCGCUGUGCAAGUUCUGUGCGUCCAUCAGGACCAUCAGAGAGAUCGUGCCCACGGUCAGGAAGGCCCUGGCCGUCGCCCAGUCCGGAACUCCCGGUCCAGUUUUCAUAGAGUUCCCCAUCGACACACUCUACCCCUACCACCUGGUGUCCAAAGAGUUCGGGGUUAAGAACCCGCCCAAAGGCCUGAUGGGGAAAAUUGUCUCGUGGUACCUGGGCAACCACCUCAUGAACCUGUUCGCCGGAGCCUGGGAAACAAGAGACGUGUCUCCGCUCCCCGUCGACAUCCCACAAGCCACAGACGAUCAGGUACAAAGGUGCAUCGAGCUGGUGAGUCGAGCCAAGAAACCAGUCAUUCUGCUCGGCAGCCAAGCAACACUACCCCCAACGCCGGUCGAUGACAUCAGGAAAGCCUUGGAGGACCUGGGCAUCCCCUGCUUCCUGGGGGGCAUGUCUCGUGGCAUGCUGGGUAAAAACAGUCCCAUCCACAUCCGACAGAACAGGAGAGACGCUCUGAAGGAAGCCGACUUGGUGCUCUUAGCAGGCACCGUGUGCGACUUCCGCCUGAGCUACGGCAGAGUUCUCAACAGGCGAAGCAAGAUCAUCGCUGUCAACAGAGAUAAAACGCAGCUGCUGAAAAACUCUGAUAUGUUCUGGAAGCCUACGAUAGCAAUUCAGGGCGACGCUGGCUCGUUGUUAGUGCGGCUCUCUAAAGGCCUGAAGGGCCACCGCUGUCCGGCGGAAUGGCCCCAGGGCCUCAAAGCUGGAGAUGACACCAAAGAAAAUAAGAACAGGUCUAAAGCUGAUGAGAAGACCGAUCAUCACCUGAAUCCACUGAAAGUCCUGCACUGUGUGGACGAGCUGAUGGCGGAGGACAGCAUCAUUGUUGCCGACGGCGGGGAUUUUGUCGGAAGUGCUGCGUACAUAAUGAGACCAAGAGGACCGAUGCGCUGGCUGGAUCCGGGAGCCUUCGGGACCCUGGGCGUUGGAGGAGGAUUUGCCCUGGGGGCAAAACUGUGCCGGCCGGACUCUGAGGUGUGGAUCGUUUACGGUGACGGCUCCCUAGGAUACAGCGUUGCAGAGUUUGACACGUUCACGAGACACAAGACACCGGUUAUCGCCUUGGUGGGAAACGACGCGUGUUGGAGUCAGAUCGCCAGAGAGCAGGUUCCCAUCCUCGGCAGCAACGUGGCAUGUGGCCUCGCAUUCACAGAUUAUCACAUCGUGGCAGACGGGUACGGGGGGAAGGGCUACCUGGUAGGGCGCGAGGACGAGGACAGGCUGAGCGACGUCAUCCGACGGGCUCAGAAGGAAUGCGAGGCGGGCACGGCGACGCUCCUCAACGUCCUGAUAGGGAAGACCAACUUCAGAGAGGGCUCCAUCUCCGUUUAGAGCUGCUGCUGCUGUUUUCCCUUUUCCUUCAACUUCGGCUGCCUCCACAGCGAGUUUCGCUGCUGGGCUUCAUGAAGGGAUUUGAACCUGCGUUGUUCAACCCAAGCCCCGAUCAGACCUCUGCUAAUCCUCUGUGCCCUUAAAGCCAUAUUUCACUUUGUCUACAGUUAUGCUGCUCUCUCUCUCUCUCUCUCUCUCUCUCCCUCUCUCUCACAAGAGUUCAGUCAGGAUCUCCUUUACUUCCCUCGUCAGAUCAUUAUCAUUAUUAUCAGGUUCUAGCUGCAGAUCUGCCAGCCUGGAGACUAAAGCUUUUUUGUUGUGCGUGCUACCUUCAGGGUCGUGUUGUGUUCUUUGACAAGGAAAUUGCUGCAUUUCACGAAAAAGGGAAAGUUUCCUGCUUUUAGGGAUUUCACCUCUUGGGGGUGAGAUGUUGAACCUUUAACCAGCCUAUUAUAACUCGGAUAGUUACAGCAGAGUAUCCAGUGACGGAACAAACGUACCAGCAAAUAAACCAGUGACAGAAAAAAAUCGCUGUCAUCAAAUGUGACGACGAGUCUGCCUUUUCUCCUCAUCCCUUUUUUUUUAACGGGGGUCGUGAUAUUCUUUUAUCGGUUUGUGAUAAAAAACUUGUCAAAUAGGGAAUCUUUUUUGAAUGUCGAAGACUGAUAAAUGGUUUGCCUUUUGAAGUUUGAUUGUAUCUUUGAGUACAUUGAGUGGAGUGGGGGUUUCUUCUUUUCUGCAUCUGACCAAAUAUAACUAGAAAAGGCAAUUUCUGAAGAAGUUGCGGUGUGAACGCUGGCUGCUGAAAGGCCGACGCUAAACUGGAUUGCUGGCUUUAAUUAGGAUGAAGGGAGUAAGGACAGUGGGGAAAUGGGUAUUUAAUGUGUAGUGACUAGAACGAUCGCGGAAAACGUUGAAUAAUAUGGAAAGUAUGAAAAAGUUGAAUAGAGGCCGGAAUGUCCUUAUUGAGCCGAACCGUUUGAUGUUUGAAUGGCGUUAAAGGUUGAUAAGUGUGGAAGAAGGAAGAGGGCCCCAAAACGUUUUGGGGGACAAUAAAAAUAAUAAACAAAUCAAAUCAGAACAUUCCAUUACGAUUCAAAUAUCAUCUGCGUUGAUGCAAUGAUCAAAGGGUCAAAGGCACACGCGCGCGCGCACACAUACAUAUCGCAUAUAACUGGUAGUGAAUCCUCUCAAUCCGAUUUGAAGUAUAGCAGACACACAGAUGGCGAGACACAUUUACAAAAACGAAACAAAUACCACCGGACAGGCGAGCACAAUUUCUCAAGGAACUCUUGUUCUAAAAAACCUGUUGAGUCAGGGAUCAGCUGUGGCUUUGCCUUCCAGCAUUCACACCAAUAAUUUAUUGAAAAUAAACAACCAAAUUGCUAAACUUAAAUCUAUUUGCAUGAAUAUAUUCAAAAAAAAAUUAAAAAGGUACAUAUUUAUUAUUUUGAUGUCCACAAGUAAAUCAAGGUAUUGGGCCCAAUCAAUCGACUAAUUUAAAUUGUAUUUAAUACUAGCUUGUAUGCUGUGAUGUUUGUUUUGAAAUAUGCCUAUAUACACAAUAUGUAUUGCACAAUGAUCAUAACUUAUUUGCACACCAGGGGAACAUGUGUGGGGAAUGUGUUAUUUGGUACUUAAAGGGAUUAAUGGUUAUUAAAGUGUGAACUUUUUGAUCAUGAACUGAUGAUUUGGAUUAAAAUAAAAGAACGUGGGUAACGACA
Messenger RNA from Scophthalmus maximus (turbot), 3785 nucleotides. RefSeq names its product ilvB (bacterial acetolactate synthase)-like (gene ilvbl). The coding region runs from base 172 to 2061 and encodes 629 amino acids. Gene Ontology annotation, molecular function: acetolactate synthase activity; magnesium ion binding; flavin adenine dinucleotide binding. The transcript has 15 exons. The record is from RefSeq and is a predicted model, not a curated record. NCBI's taxonomy places the organism in Eukaryota, Metazoa, Chordata, Actinopteri, Pleuronectiformes, Scophthalmidae. Gene Ontology annotation, biological process: L-valine biosynthetic process. Gene Ontology annotation, cellular component: acetolactate synthase complex.